CUGCUAUCAGCUCUGCCACUGGGAAUUUUCCUGAAGGGCUGCAAAUACGUCAGAAUUCCUCACUGGAUGUAAAUGCUUGUAAUGCAGCUGCUUUGCUGCUCUGUAGUUUUGGUUAGCACCACAUGUUUUUAUGUCCCAUCCUAAUAAGACAAAAGAGGUAUGGAUGAGCAAAGAAAACACAGAGUGUUUUAUAUAAGAGUUGUUCAAAUUAGUUGCUUCUACUUCAGAGAAAUUUGUAACAACUAUUUUCAGUAUGUUCCUUAUUACACUUCUUUUUUUCCCCACAAAGCAACAAACGCUCCCUCUCCCUCUUGCCAUUUAUCUUUUCCUUUCUUUUUCUUAAGGGAUAGAAGAGAAAACGCAAAAAAGAAAUAUGAAAAGCAAAACAUCCUUUGAACAUUGUGCAUUCCAUUAAACCCUGCAGAACAGAACCAGGAGAAGAAUCUGAAGUAUGGUCAGUUCUGAGAGACCUGCCAAAGGAAAGCCUUGCAUCUGUCAAUAACCUGUGAAAAGUGAUUCCUCAUUUCUGAGAUACCUACCAGGAAUGGCAGAUUUAGCAAGAGUUUCUAAGUUCCUCAGACAAUUAGAAAAUAGCCCAAGCCUCUGCAAUAAGCUCUGGCAAGCCCCCACCUUUUGCACAGUGCUGUUGCAGAAGUGUCCCAGCAGAUGCAGCUCCCCGUGUGCUCACUGGAGCCUCGGUGAUCGGGCUGCGCUCCCACGUGCGGCAGCAAACACGGCAGCAUCGAAACAGCCUCUCAUCUCACCUGAGGUGCUGCUGCAGGACAGGGAUAUUAAUGCAGUACCACAUAUUGACAGACACAUUAUACCGUUCAAACCAGUUUCUGCGAUGUCACUCAUCAAAAAUGAGAAGUGCACAAUACUGCGCAACGUGAGGCCAUUGAUUUAUCCACAGAGGCAGAAGCACGCACAGGGCGUGACUGGGACUGAUCUCUCCAUGCUUCCUAAGGGACCAAACACGUGUUCUCCACAGCUCCUUGCAGCUGAAGAUGCUUUCCCCACACAGAGAGCACACCUGGGGCAGCUGGUGGUAAAGGGCCCGCUCGUGGCUGUUCCUGAUGCCGGGAAGCUGACUGCUCUGCGGGAUGUGUUUGUAGCGGGGUUUGGGGCUUGGGACGCUCUGUCGUCAUGUUUUAUCCAAUAAAGGUUGUGUGGCAUUCUGGGGUUUGAGGAUGGUGUUUUUUGGAACGGGCCAAGCCCAGAUUCCCCAGGAAGCAGCAGUGUGGGUUUCCCUGUGCCAUGGGCAGCCCCAGAGCGUGCAGCUCACAGAAGCCAUUCCUAAGCUACUUCUGAUGAUAGAACCAAGUUACAUUAGAAGAAAUGAGAAGCCCCGACUGAAACCAAUGUAAAAGCAAGUCUUGAUUGGCUGUGAGAUCUUCAUGCUUCGUACUAUACCUUAGGAGCCCGGAAAAUGGCUCUGAUCCCCCCCCGAUGCUGCCGCUGGGCGGAGCUGCCGGCUCGGGUUCGGCCCGCUCUGGGGCUCACAGAGACCCAGCGCCUUUGGGGGCUCGGAACUGGGACCGAGUCCUGCAGCUUCGGGCUCAGCCACCCUCGGCUGUGUUUUGGGAGCUCGGAACGCGACUCCCGUGAUCAG
Molecule: messenger RNA, 1612 nt
Organism: Ficedula albicollis (Collared flycatcher)
Lineage: Eukaryota; Metazoa; Chordata; Aves; Passeriformes; Muscicapidae
Exons: 6
Coding region: 545-1162 (205 amino acids)
Source: RefSeq, a predicted model, not a curated record